This is a messenger RNA of Phragmites australis (common reed), 1529 nucleotides long. RefSeq names its product probable protein phosphatase 2C 70. Gene Ontology annotation, biological process: protein dephosphorylation. Lineage: Eukaryota; Viridiplantae; Streptophyta; Magnoliopsida; Poales; Poaceae. Gene Ontology annotation, molecular function: protein serine/threonine phosphatase activity; cation binding. The record is from RefSeq and is a predicted model, not a curated record. The transcript is spliced from 12 exons. Bases 191 to 1255 code for a protein of 354 amino acids.
UUCUAGGAAUCCCCCACCCCACCCCCUUCCCCUCCUCUCCGUCUCUCGGCCGCCCCCACCGCAUCCCCGCCGCCUACAAAUACAACACCCACCCCGACUCUUUCUCGCAUCGCCGCGCGUUCAUCGUCUCGCACCGCCGCCGCUCUCUCCUCCUCGGUGCUGGGAUUGCUGCGCCCGGGCGGGGGACAAGAUGGGGGCGUACCUCAGCACGCCCAAGACGGACAAGCUCUCCGCCGACGGCGGGAACGACCGCCUCCGGUUCGGCCUCUCCUCCAUGCAGGGGUGGCGGACCUCCAUGGAGGACUCGCAUGCUGCUUUGCCAAACCUCGAUGACUGCACAUCAUUUUUUGGCGUUUAUGAUGGCCAUGGAGGAAAAGCCGUUUCUAAAUUCUGUGCAAGGCAUUUACACAAGCAAGUUCUUAUAAAUGAAGCAUCUUCAUCUGAUGAUUUAUCUACUUCUGUCCAUAAAGCUUUCUUAAGAAUGGAUGAGAUGAUGAAAGGACAAAGAGGAUGGAGAGAAUUGACCGAGCUGGGAGAUAAGGGAAACAAAUUCACGGGUAUGCUGGAGGGCAUCAUACGGUCCCCCAAGGGUGGAGAUUCAGAUAACCUAGGGGAUGGCUGGGAUACUGAGGAGGGUUCAAAUUCGAACUUUUCUGGGCCAACAUCUGGAAGCACAGCUUGUGUGGCUGUCAUAAGAAAUGAUCAACUCAUUGUUGCAAAUGCUGGGGAUUCCCGGUGUGUUAUCUCACAGAAGGGUCAGGCUUACAAUUUGUCAACAGAUCACAAGCCAGAUCUUCAGGGAGAAAAGGAGAGGAUUUUGAGUGCUGGCGGAUUUGUUGUUGCCGGGCGGGUCAAUGGAAGUUUGAAUUUAUCAAGGGCAAUGGGUGACAUGGAACUGAAGCAAAAUAAACUUUUGCCAGCUGAGAGACAGAUUGUGACUGCUGAACCUGAGUUGAAAACAGUUAAACUUUCCGAGGAUGAUGAAUUCAUUGUUUUAGCAUGUGAUGGCAUAUGGGAUUGCAUGUCAAGUCAAGAAGUGGUUGAUUUUGUACAUAAACACAUAAACACUGAGGAUAAGCUAUCCAGAGUGUGUGAGAAGCUACUUGACCGCUGCUUGGCACCUACAAGUGGUGGCGAAGGAUGUGACAACAUGACCGUGAUUGUGGUUCAGUUUAAGAAGCCAGCUUCAUCAGUAGCUACUUCUAGCGCUGAGCAAUCUACAGCCACUUCAGAAGAGAUGCGGCCAAAAAUUUGAGCCCUUCCCUUUGUGAACAGCGAGUUUGAUGGCCCAGACGACCCAUUGAAGUAGAGGCUCGAGCGGCACACUGGAGUUCUAACCGGUGGUGGGCGAUAGACAAAAGGAUAGCAAGUGGUGUAUAUAAGAAAGGAGUUCUAUUCGACAUUCUCUUACAGGGUUUGUUCUCGUAAAGGGAUGUUAGUCUUCAGAGUAGUCGCAACCUGUAUGUAAUACAUGCGUGCUGAUUGUUGGACCGGGUUUUGUGAAUGCAUCGAUGUGUUUUUAGGAGCUA